Messenger RNA from Callorhinchus milii (elephant shark), 1374 nucleotides. Its product is annotated as tetratricopeptide repeat protein 17-like. The record is from RefSeq and is a predicted model, not a curated record. Gene Ontology annotation, molecular function: protein binding. Gene Ontology annotation, biological process: cilium organization; actin filament polymerization. Gene Ontology annotation, cellular component: cytoplasm; actin cytoskeleton. NCBI's taxonomy places the organism in Eukaryota, Metazoa, Chordata, Chondrichthyes, Chimaeriformes, Callorhinchidae.
AUGGCGGGACGCGAGGAGGCCGAGCCGGGCGCCUCGAGCCCGAGCCGGAGUCCGAUCUGCGCCCAGGGGUUCAUAGGCGCCGCGGCGCUGUGGGUCGCGGCGACGUUGUUCGCACUGCCCGGGCCGAGCGCGGCCACCACGCACUGGGUCGUGACGGAGGACGGACGCAUUCAGCAGCAGGUGGAUUCCCAGUUGAACUUGAAGCACCCCCAUGAUCUCGUGUUGUUCAUGCGCCAGGAGGCGCGGCUGGAGGCCCUCAAGGAGCUCGAGCUGGUUCUUAUGGAGCAUAAAAUUCACAUCGAGGAGAAUGAAGACAAGGACACGCGCCUGGAGGAGCGGCACUGCGAGGAGCCGGCCUGCACACAUGCCCGCGUCCCCCUCGGUGACCUGGAUCUCUAUCAUGGCACCUACAUCGCCCUUGAGACCAAGAACAUCCGGCCAGAAGAUCACAUAGAUGUAAAGCACAAGCCAAGUGGUGACUUACUGAGUCCGGACUGCAUGCGUAUCCUGGAGCUCGCCUACAGCAUACACGCGUUUCAGCACCUGCGGGGUGUGCAGGAGAGAGGAAAUCUGAGUGCUCCAUUGCUGUCCCCAGAGGAUCCUGUAUUCCAAGCAUUGCCGCUUCCCAUGGGGACCGGCAGCCUCGAUGAACUGGGGCAUCUGAUUCACCUGGCGUUGCAGCAGAACAAGACAUCCUGGGUGCUUUACAACAUGGCCUCUUACUACUGGCGUCUCAAGAACAGUCCCACGCAAGUGGCCGAGUGUGCUAUGAGAGCCCUGCACCUGUCCCCAGGUAAUAACCAUGACGUGGCGCUGGUGAACCUUGCCAGCGUGCUGCACCGAGCCCACUACUCGGCUGAUGCCGCCGUGCUGCUGCAUGCUGCGCUACCCAUCUCCAGCGAUCCGGCCACAGUUCACUACACCCUGGGCAACGUCUAUGCCAUGCUGGGAGAGUACAACCACUCGGUGCUCUUCUACGAGCAGGCGCUCGUGCUGCGGCCCGAGCUGGAGGCUGCGGGGAGGAGGCGCCACGCUGUUCUUUGCCAGCAGGGACUUGAGCGCAAGCUGGAGGCUCAGCACAGGUCCCUGCAGCAGACGUUGAGUGAGCUGAAGGAGUACCAGCGGCAGCACGAGCAGUACGUGCACCUGCAGGAGCAAGUGGAGCGGCACAAAGUCCCGGCUGACCAACAGCUGCUUCACACGAUCCUGCACGAGGCUCAUCUAGCCCGCGACACUCACUCCGGUAACAGUCAGGUGUGUCGGUGGAGCCAGCAACAGAAGCUGCUGGUUUGUCAGUGGGAUCAGCCGGUGCGGUACACGAAAGGGGAGGGAGAAGAUGGCAUCGAGCGCGUGCAGGUUGGAGGCUUCUCGUGA